AAAACCAUGUCUCUCUCUCAAGUCUCAAUAGAGAUAGAGAGAAAGGGGUAUGAAGCAUGUUACAUCAUAGUUUUACUCCUUUCUCGCGAACGUUUGCAAAAAACCCUCUCCCUCUCACAUCUCUGAAACACCAUCUCCCUCGCGCUAUCCAGGUCACAUCUCUCAACUCGUCUGAUCUUUCUCUAUCCCUCUGUCCUUGCUCUCUAUGCUAUCCUAUGUGGGCGUGUGUCUCUCUCUCCACUCAAGUCCUCAACCCAAUCUCAUAAUACGAAACGCUCUCCCUCGCUUCUUUUCUCUGUCCGCAUUAAAUAGUGUAUUCUUAGAGCAAAAUUCCCAAUUCUUUGGAGUUUUUACUGUGAACUUAUUAACGCAAACCUUCGCAACUCUAAUUCCUGGCUUUCUGAGGCCAAAGUAACCAGAUUUUUCAGAAAAGUUUGUUCAUUAACAGUACUGCAGAGAAGAUUCAGAAUUGAAAUAUGUCCAGUGGCCCUGGUCUUGAGUCACUUGUUGAUCAAACAAUUUCAGUUAUCACAAAUGAUGGACGGAAUAUUGUGGGAGUCUUGAAAGGCUUUGACCAAGCUACGAAUAUCAUUCUCGAUGAAUCUCAUGAACGUGUUUUCUCUACGAAGGAGGGUGUUCAGCAACUUGUGUUGGGGUUGUAUAUAAUCAGAGGUGACAACAUAAGCAUUGUUGGGGAACUAGAUGCAGAUCUUGAUUCUACUGUUGACUGGUCGAAUAUGAGAGCUUAUCCCCUCAAGCCUGUCAUCCACUGAUUCAGCAUGAAAACCAUGGAGCGGUUGUGGACUCGAUGGAGUUGUGACCUACCAAAUAAAUGUCAUAGCAUAUGAGUGAUUCAAUGAAGCAGAAUAGGUAUACAAUGAUGGAAAUCCGGGUUUGCUAGUGAAAGUGAAUGGGUUCUGUCUUCAGAAAGUGAAUGAAUGAAUGAAAUUUUUUUUUUUUUUUUUGGGUACUAAA
This is a messenger RNA of Prunus avium (sweet cherry), 975 nucleotides long. RefSeq names its product sm-like protein LSM8. The record is from RefSeq and is a predicted model, not a curated record. NCBI's taxonomy places the organism in Eukaryota, Viridiplantae, Streptophyta, Magnoliopsida, Rosales, Rosaceae. Gene Ontology annotation, biological process: mRNA splicing, via spliceosome. Gene Ontology annotation, cellular component: precatalytic spliceosome; U6 snRNP; U4/U6 x U5 tri-snRNP complex. Gene Ontology annotation, molecular function: mRNA binding.